Messenger RNA from Beauveria bassiana ARSEF 2860, 1452 nucleotides. RefSeq names its product cellobiose dehydrogenase. Lineage: Eukaryota; Fungi; Ascomycota; Sordariomycetes; Hypocreales; Cordycipitaceae. Bases 1 to 1452 code for a protein of 483 amino acids. The transcript has a single exon. The record is from RefSeq and is a predicted model, not a curated record.
AUGUCGCAGAUGCAGCGACUCUGGCAGCUGGCUCUAGCGGGUGCUGCGGCGCUCUGCUCCUCUGUCGCUGCCAACCCAGAUCCUCACGGCGGCCAUGCGCAUCACGACAAGACCCCCGCCAUCGCGCAAUUCUGCGUCGACGGCUGGGCAGAUCACGGCCCCCGGUUCUGCGUGGCCGCCAACAUGUACCACAACCACUCCACAGCGGCGCACGACAUGCUCGUGACCGUCGAGGUGAGCCGGCCCGCCAACGACACGCUCGCUAGCGCUGGUUGGCUAGCCAUUGGCUCUGGCGCCGUCAUGUCUGGAUCGCUCAUGUUUCUCAUAUACGGGGACCCCGUCACCAACAAGGGCCCGGUGGUGAGCGCUCGCGGCGUCGAACUCGCCCACGGCCACGAGCAGCCAGCCGUGCUCUCUCAGGACGACCCGAGCCAGAAUUCCGGCGUGCUUGUGCAGCAAAUCGGCGCUGGCGAGUGGAAGACUGGCGAGGACGGGACGCAUCUUGGCGUUGCCCAAUUCGCCUGCUAUAGCUGCACCAAGUGGCUGGGCCAUGCCGUCGACGCUGAAGAGACGUCGCAAGCCAUGAUCUGGGCCUUUAACGAAUUCGAGGACAUGGCACCCUAUGCCUGGGACCAGCCGCUGCGCAAACACGUCGGCGUCAACGGAUGGGGCAACUUUUAUGCCAAUCUGCAGGCCGCCUCGACGCACCACGCCACCGGUCCGCCGGCCGUCCUCAAACACCAGAAUAAUAUCAACGCGAGCGCUUCACGCAUUCUCAUCAAGAAGCCUUCGUUCUUCCAGAGGAUCCGAGCACGCCCCGCUGCCUACAUUCACGCCUUUGUCAUGCUCAUCGCAUUCCUCGCUCUAUUUCCCCUUGGCGUCGUCGGCAUCCGCUCUGGUCUCGACAAGGCCUUCAAGUACCACUGGAUGAUUCAAGCCGGCGCCAUGUGCUUUGCCGCUGUCGGCGCCGCACUCGGCAUUUACAUGAGCCGCGGGGACCUCUUUGGCUCCGCGCACCAAGUUAUUGGCCUUGCCGUCUUUGCACUCUCAUUCGUACAAGCGGCGUCGGGCUGGUGGCACCACGUGCAGUUUGUCAAGAUUCGACGCCGCACCUGGGUAUCGUACGGCCACAUGUCACUCGGUUGGGGUAUCCUGCUCGGAGGUUGGACGAAUGCCAUUACCGGCUCAAUCUUGUUUGGCCUGGCAAGACUGGGACUGUACGGGCUGGUGGCUCUGAUUGCGACCGAGCUUAUGGCGCUGGUGGCCAUCGUAUACAUUGCCAAGAAAAAGCGCCAGCAAGAUCAGGUAAAGCUCAAGACGGCGGCGACUGACUGGAGAGGCGAGGACAAUGAAGACUAUUUCGCGCUAGACGACGCGGAAAGUGAAGACGAUGAGGAUGCGUCGAGCAGAAAAUCCGAUGAGAAGCUACGACCAGCCAAAUAUCAUACAUAG